This is a messenger RNA of Cavenderia fasciculata, 1902 nucleotides long. RefSeq lists its product as uncharacterized. The record is from RefSeq and is a predicted model, not a curated record. Lineage: Eukaryota; Evosea; Eumycetozoa; Acytosteliales; Cavenderiaceae. Gene Ontology annotation, molecular function: intracellularly calcium-gated chloride channel activity; volume-sensitive chloride channel activity. Gene Ontology annotation, cellular component: plasma membrane. Bases 1 to 1902 code for a protein of 633 amino acids. The transcript has 4 exons.
AUGGAUAUGAUGGAUAGAUGGAUGGAUGGAUUCAGCACUGAUUGUUUUGGGUCGAUAAAAGAGUGUAAAUUGCUUCAUCAAUUAUUAUUAAUAAUAUUAUGUAUUUAUAUUUUUUGGAAUGGAGGAGUUGUAGUAGUAGGCAAUGAUAUUAUAUUUGGAUAUAGCGAUAGUGAUAGUGCGAGUAGUCAUGAUCCAGCUGAAAACAUUACUGCACUCAUUGACGUUAAGCCAAUGAUCCAGAUGAUCGGAUCAGAGCGACUUAGCAAUCGAUUCUAUCGUGUCUACUCUACUAUUCCAAGAUACAAUUUUCACGGUCAACGUGUCAAUGACACUUCGUCCAUCUACAUCUAUGCCAAUUGCAGCGAGCAGCAAAAGAGGGAUUAUGUCCAAUCUGUGGCAAUGACAGCAUCGCCCUUUUUACUGCUCAUGGUGUUGAAAAUAGUUUCUUUGGUGGCUGGUGCCAUCAUCUUUAUAAUCUAUUCAAUCUAUCAAUUGGUUAAACAUAAAAGGAAUCGUUGUAGUAAAAAUAAUAAUAAUAAUCAAAUCCUUAAAAGAUUAUCAAUUCAACAAGAACAAGACGAUAGUCAUCUUGAUCAACAAUUUGAAGAAUCAAUCAUUCAAAAUAACAAUUUAAAUGUUUACGAUAAACAAACAAGACAUCGAAUCAAAAUAUAUUUUAUAAUCAUUAGUUUAAUCUUUUUUUUAAUAAUGAGUUUAUUAUUUUUUAAUUUAUUAGUCAAUAAUGAUUUACAUACAUCAAUUGUAUUAUCAAAUCAAAUUGUAACGACAAGUUUAGAUUAUCAAGUAUCGACUGAACAAAAAAUCAUCAAAGAAUGCAAGGAAAUUGGUAUUUAUUAUAGAUUGCCAUUGGAAGUGUUGGAAAUGUUUGAUUUGACAAUGGAAAUGUUUAAUACUACUAUAAAAUAUCAAGAUGAUAUUUAUCGAUAUGAAAAGAUUAGAUAUCAUUUUGUAUUGUCAUCAAUUAUUGUAUUAUUUAUUUUGGUUUCUUUUGGUUUCUUGGCAACUCUAUUUAAAAUGAAGCGACCAAUUAUAGUAUUUAUCAUUGUUGGAUUAACAUUUUCAAUUGCAUUGUGGAUUGUACCAUCUACACAUACACCACUUAGUAUUGUCAUUUCAGAUGUUUGUCCACAAGUAACAAAUAUUAUAGAAGCUCGUUCAGAUGAUUACUAUCCCUAUGUUCAAUAUUUUCUAGAAUGUGACAAUGCCGAUAUUUUCUCUUUUAUCGGUGAUAUUCUAUCAUCACUCAUUGUUCAAAACCAAGCCAAAUUAAAUUAUGAAAUCGCUGCUCAUUUUCCUCAAGAUCAUAUCAAUGAAUUGCAACAAAAAAUCAAAGAAUUACAAAUUGUAAAAUAUGAUACUGAUAAUAUUUUAAAUUGUAAUAAUACUUCAGGAGCUUAUCAAUCUUUAAAAAAUAAUAUUUGUACUGAAGUUUUAAAUGGAACAUCAUUAUUAACAACAUUAUUUUUUGUAAUGACAAUAUUAUUUUGUAUAACUUUUAUAAUUUCAAUCAAAAUUUAUAAAUUAUUAAACAAACCUAGACAUACUUUGUUAAAUCAAGAUGAAUUGGAAAAUGAAUUAUUAUUAAAUAAUCAAAAUAAUCAAAAUAAUGAGGAUAAUGAAAAUAAUAAUAAUCAUAGUCCAUCAAGAGUAGGAUCACAAAAUACAAUUAAUAUUAAUAUUAAUAAUAUUGUAGAUAAUAUAAUGAAUCAUCUUAAUAGUAAUAGUAAUCAUAGUAGUAAUCAAAAUAGUCAUCAUAGUAGUUUUAAAAAUGAAGAUUUAUCAAUGGAUCUUGAACAAGUUGAAAUUAAUAAUGAUGAUGAUGAUGAUUAUGAUUGCGAUAAUGAAUUAUUAAAUCCUUCAAAGAUUCGUUAUGAAUUGUAA